This is a messenger RNA of Jatropha curcas, 869 nucleotides long. RefSeq lists its product as hypothetical. The record is from RefSeq and is a predicted model, not a curated record. NCBI's taxonomy places the organism in Eukaryota, Viridiplantae, Streptophyta, Magnoliopsida, Malpighiales, Euphorbiaceae.
GAGGGAAAGGUUGACGGCUACCUUCCGGAAAAAGGUCUUAGCGUCUGUUAGUUAUUUGCUUUUGACGAAAUUACCCUUCUAGUUUUUUAAGUGGCCAAAAAAAAAAUUUUCGAUGAAUUAAGAAAUCCUUCAAAAGAAACAAAAGCUUCUCAGUCAAGAGUCAUGGGAAUUGAAGAGCCCAAAGAUCCAUUGAAAGGGGUUGACUGGAAAGCCAUAGGCAGUGAAUUGCAGAAGGAUCCUAGUGCUGGUGCUAAACAAAUUAUAAAGAAGAGGCUUCCAAAAAAGAUCAGGCAAAUUCCAGAUUAUUAUUUCCUUCCUCGAAGAUCUCUACCCUCUGCAAUUGCAUUCUAUGGGGCAUGUAUUGCUGGUGGAAUUGGUGCUGGCAUGCUUCUAGAGAUCUGGAUAAACAAGAAAGUUAAAGAGGAUGGAGGCGUCAUAUGGGAGUUUGACAAACAGGGCCCGGAAAAGUAGAUGGCAUUGCAAUUCCACAGGGAGUUACAAUUUUAGCUGCCUUUUUUUUUUCUGCUGAUGUUUCUUCUUUUGGAAAGUUGUGAGACACAAGACUGCUAGAAAACUAAAUUAUUGCAUUUAUGGGUUUUGAAUUUUGAAAUCUUCGCUAACUGACAAUAAUUUUGGUCAGCUAAGUAGUUAAUUAGUUAGUUCAAACUGUCGUCGGCCCAGAUUUUUAGGUCCCAAAAUUGCAGGUACAGCAAUUACGAUUCCGCCCCCAAGAUUUAAAAAAAAGAGUCCAGUCCAGUAGGCAGGCUAAGCAGGCAAGAGUCCUGCUUCAGGCCCAAAUGCAAUGACAUUGGAAUUGCCACAGUACUUUGAUGCCACCAUAAUUUUAUGUAAUGCUUUUGAAACUCUAA